UACAAAGAGUUUGCAAGAUUUCAUAUUCUCGCAAAAUAAGAUUAAUACCUUAAAAACCAUUAUUUAUACAUAUCCGUUUCGAUUUAACCCUAUCAUUUUUAUUUGUUACUUAUUUGCCAUUAAUUGUGUUGACUAGUUAUGAAAAGUCAAUGGUAGCCGGUGUCGUCGGUUUAACAGGUUACCCUAACCUUUUACAUACCCAAAAUCCACUUUUUCCCCAAAACCUCUCCUUCAUUCGGUUUAACAAGCGUUCUUCCUCACACAUCACGUCUUCUUCUUUUCCAUGGCUUCGUCUUCAACAACUUCUAUCAGCAAACCGAUUUAUCGCACUAAGUGUGAUUGUGGUGAUCAACUGCAAUACUCAGUUUCAAGAAUUGAUAAAAACCCAGGAAGAAAGUUCAAGGCAUGCCCUAACUAUAAGGGUACCAAAAAAGGGUGUAAAUAUUUCAAGUGGCUUGACACGGAAGAGAUGGAGUUUUAUGCUAAUGAAAGGGAGCCCUAUAACGAAGUUGUUGCUAGUGGUGUUCUGCAGGUGAUCACUGUAGUUAUGGUAAUGUUUGAUGGAGAAGUGUAUUGA
Messenger RNA from Lactuca saligna, 577 nucleotides. The record is from the annotation of a GenBank genome assembly. Lineage: Eukaryota; Viridiplantae; Streptophyta; Magnoliopsida; Asterales; Asteraceae.